AUGGGAGCAGGUUCAUCUACAGCAACUGUCAUCACAAAUCUUCAUUCUACUGCGAGGGCAGCGGAAGGAAAUUCUUCUCAGUCUGGAUCUGCUACUCCGAGACCUCCAACCACACAACCAACAGUAUCAUUAGGGACAUCACGAGCAUUAUUACAAGUAUCUCAAAGACCAGUUCAGCUGCAACAUGCAUUGCCUCAGAACCGUCAGCAGCCAACUCAACAAAGGCCAAAUGCUGCUCCUUCCCCAAAUUUGCAUUCCAGAUCUCAACAAGUCCAGACUGAUUCACCUGAAAAUAGUGCACCAAGACCUUUGGUAAGGCAAGUUUCUCAGCAUAAUUUGCCUCAAGCAAGAGUAGUUCUGAGGCUGCCUAAUGAUAUUGCAGAUACGUAUCCAAGGGAAGAAUAG
This is a messenger RNA of Gryllus bimaculatus (two-spotted cricket), 405 nucleotides long. NCBI's taxonomy places the organism in Eukaryota, Metazoa, Arthropoda, Insecta, Orthoptera, Gryllidae. The record is from the annotation of a GenBank genome assembly.